Molecule: messenger RNA, 8850 nt
Organism: Lagopus muta (rock ptarmigan)
Lineage: Eukaryota; Metazoa; Chordata; Aves; Galliformes; Phasianidae
Gene: MED18
Product: mediator complex subunit 18
Exons: 2
Coding region: 57-683 (208 amino acids)
Biological process (GO): termination of RNA polymerase II transcription; regulation of transcription by RNA polymerase II
Cellular component (GO): core mediator complex; mediator complex
Molecular function (GO): transcription coregulator activity
Source: RefSeq, a predicted model, not a curated record
GCCUCCUCCGGGCCGCGCCCCUCUAUCCGCCACCAUUUUUUGCCGCCGCCGAUAAGAUGGAGGCGCCUCCCGUUACCAUGAUGCCCGUUACGGGCGGCACCAUCAACAUGAUGGAGUACCUGCUGCAAGGAAGCGUUUUGGACCAGAGCCUAGAGAGCCUGCUGCACCGCCUGCGCGGGCUGUGCGACAACAUGGAGCCGGAGACCUUCCUGGACCACGAGAUGGUGUUCCUGCUGAAGGGGCAGCAGGCCAGCCCCUUCGUGCUGCGGGCGCGGCGCUCCAUGGACAAGAGCGGCAUGCCCUGGCACCUGCGAUACCUGGGGCAGCCGGAAAUCGGAGACAAAAACCGGCACGCGCUGGUGCGCAACUGCGUGGACAUCGCGACUUCGGAUAAUCUGACGGACUUCCUGGUGGAGAUGGGCUUCCGCAUGGAUCACGAGUUCGUGGCCAAGGGGCACGUGUUCCGCAAGGGCAUCAUGAAGAUCGUGGUGUACAAGAUCUUCCGCAUCUUGAUGCCCGGCAACACGGAUAGCAUCGAGCCUCUCUCCCUGUCCUACCUUGUCGAGCUUAACGUUGUCGCUCCGGCGGGACAGGACGUGGUUUCUGAUGAUAUGAGGAACUUUGCGGAGCAGCUGAAGCCCUUAGUGCAUCUGGAAAAAAUUGACCCUAAAAGGUUAAUGUGAUGAAAAGCUGGGCAGCUUGAGUAGUGCUGUUGCCGAUAGUCCAGUAGGAACUAACCUUUGUUCAAAUCACCCUAUGUAUCUUUAGAUGUAGCAAGGGUGUGCAGUCAGGAUGUCUGUGUUUGAAAGUGCUGGCAUGAUUAAGUAGAAUCAUAGAAUUAUGGAGUCUUUGAAGAUGGAGCGCCUUGAAAAACACGUGCAGUUAACUGGCUUGACUAGCAUAGCCUUGCUGUAGCCAGAUGAGAGUGAUUGGACUCCAGUGCACGCAGAACUUUUGUUCAUGGGCUCCACUGUGUCCUCUCCCCUGCUGGAGCAGUAAGUGAUAGCAAGGUGCAACACUUAAAAAUAGUGACCUUAUGGUGUUGGGCUGGGAGGGGCUAGGGGCUUUGAUUUAUUGGUUUUGUUUUGUUUGGUAAUUAGCCAGCAUUUAGUAUGUGGUUAUGCACGUAGAUGCACGCUUAAGAGCAGAGUGUGUGUAAUUUUUGAUAAAAGCUUUUGUUGGAAAUGUGAGGACCACUCCCUUGUCUGAGAUUCACCCCGACUAAGGGGAAGAAAAUGAAAUGUUAUGGUAUGCAAUGGUGGCCAGUGUAUAAAUUGUACAGGGAAGAGUGGCCAGAAAUGGGGGCCUUGAAAGGGAAAGAUAAAAUCCUUUCUGAACUAUUUAAAUGUGAGUUUGCAAAGAUUUUAACUCAUGAAUUUUUGUAUAUGCCAGGAUGCAUUUGUUAUAAGAUGAUUAUUAUGCCAUACAGAAAUAUAAGUUGGUGGAAAUUAAUUUGAGGGCUUUAGUGAUAUUAUGUGAAUGUGGGAAGAGCAAAAAUAAAAAAAAUGUUGCUCUGCUUGUGAUAUUGGAAAAAAGAAUGUAUUAAGCGACACGAAUAAGAAGAAAUGCAGUUGCUAAUGGCUGGUUCCACAGAGGAGAUAAAUGAUGAUGGUGCUGGUUGGUGGGAAGGAGCUAAGGGAAAGUUAAGCCGUGAAGUCAGAAAGACUUGUGGUCUUUUCUAUGUCGGGGCUGCUACAAUAGCCAGCAGCCACUGAGGAUCCUGUGAGACAAACAGGGGGCCUGAAGAAUUGCCUGAGUGCAGGUUCCCUUGUCUGCCUCCAGUGUGAUAAAUCAGAAGUCUGUCAGUUACAGAAAUCCCUAAGAGAAGAAAGCAAGAAAAAACAGGUGGCUGAAAUUCCAUCUAAAAUCAUGGUCGCUGUAAUUCCUCCUGUUUCUUUGGUGACAAAAGCAUGGGAGAGCCACAUCUGACAAGCUGGUAAAAGCAGAAUUGAAGUCAGGAGCUAAAACAGUAAGAUGGAAAAAAUAUCCUAUGAAACUGGAGGCCCAUAUUGGGCUACAACAUGUAUGGGCUAUUCCAGGAAUGCCAGUCUGAAUGUAAUAAUCCCAUUCUGCCUGUUAAAGACCAAGAUCUUAAGUUUAUUGAUUAGUUCUAGAUUUGAGAGCUGUCAGUCAAAUACUUACCAAUAUGCAUCCUGGAGUAUCUAACCACUACACUUUGCUGACCCAUAUAGCUGAUUCUAAUGUUGGCAGUUUUAGAUUUGAAAGACCUGAAAGAUAUUCUCCUAGAAAAUCCAGACUGGAAGCUGUUCAUGAAUGGAAGCAGCUCUGUACUUGGCUGAGAAUGAAAAGCUCUGGUAUGCAAUUAUAACCUGGUAAGAAACAGAAUUAAGACCAUUGCCAGCCAGUAUGCAGGCUCGGAAAGUUGAGCUAAUCACUCUGACUCGGACAUGAAAACUGUCAAAUGCAAAGUGAGUUUACAUUUGUCCUGAAAUAUGUCUCUGGAGUAAUACAUACUGUGUAGUGAUUUGGAAAUAAAGAGAAUUACUAUGAUCUCAAGGAAACCCUAUCAAAUAUAGCACAGAAAUUAUGAGAUUGCUUGACACAGCUAGUUAGAAAUCUAAGAGAAGCAGCAGUAAUUGCAAGGCAUGCCAGACUGAACAGACUGAUGUUAUCGAAGGGGACAGAGAGCAGGUGAAGCUGUCAAGAAAAUAGAGUUGUGAGUAAGUGUAGGAACCAUGCUUGCUGAGAAGUUCUUGAAUACUAGGACUCCUAUUCGUAUGAAAAGCAGGGUAAGCUAGCUCCUGCAGGGUAAGCUAGCUCCUGGAAUUAAACAGUUAAGGAACACGUAGGAGUACUAUGUGGGUGGAAGCUGUAGUUAAGAAGCUAUACAGUUAUUGAUUGCUAAAAGUAUGCUCCAGACGUGCAGGACUUGUCUUAAAAAUAAUGCUAAAAUUCAGAGACCCAGGAGAGGUACUUGGACAAUAUUGGCAAUGAAACUGAAAUUGGAAUAUUUUUUUCCUGAAUGAUCUGAGUGUAAUGGAUAUAAAUAAUUAUUGCUAUUAGUUGACACCUUUUCAUGGCAGCCUGAGGCAUUCCUGAGCUGAACCAAGAAAGCAAGAGAAGUAGUUAGCAUUUUAGUAAAGGAAAUAAUUCCAAGAUCUGGAUUUCCAAGAGAACUCUUGUCAGAUAGAGUACCUAAUUGUAGAGCAAAAAUAACUCGAGGAAUAUCUAGGUUCCUGAAAAUGAAAAGGGACUUCACUUUGGGGGUGACUGCAAUGGGCUGCCCAGAGAGGCUGUGGAAUCUUCUUCUCUGGAGAUACUCAGAACCCACCUGGACUCUUUCCUGUGUGAUGUGCUGUAGGGAGCCUGCUUGAGCAGGGGGAUGAUCUCCAGAGGUCCCUUACAAACACUGCAGUUCUGUGAUACUCUCAUUUCUUUAAACCAGGAGACCAAGUGUAUUUUCAAACUUGGCAAGAAACACCUUUGAGAAGUGGAAAGGACAAAUACUGCAGUAACAGGGAUUAACUCUUGGGUUCAUUACACCGGGACAGAGGCAGAUCCAGCAGGAGGAGUGAAGAGCUGAAGUUGAUUGAAGCUGAAAACAAAACAGAAUACUCAGGUGUAAGUGCAGUUCAUGACCUACCCACUUAGGAUUGGAAUUUUCUCAGAGAAUAUUACUCUUGCUGAUUUCACAUCUGAUUUCACUUGUUCUGUAAUCUUUUGCUUGUCUGUGUCACUCUACAGAUAUCAAGGGAACUAGGUGGGAGUGAUGCUCCUCAGUUGCCUUUGGAUGGUGAAGAAAACUGAGGCAAGUGUAUCAGAACCAGGAAACAAAUGGAAUUGGGAUGUGUUCCAUAAAAUAAUCCAAAACACAGUUCUGAUUGCUGGGUUUGUGCUCAUCUUCCAGAUUGCACUGAGCAGGCAGCUUCAUUAGUUGUGGUACCCAUCCCACCUAAUGUAUCUUGGAGAUACUUAUCAGUUGGGAGGUUUUUUACAGUUAAUAAAGAAAACACAUCCAUUACAAAAAGAGUCUCAGGCAGGAAUGAUGGCCCUUUAAAAUAGAGUGGCCUUAAAGAUGUUUGCAUCAAAAGGAGGGAUUUUUACAGUGCUUAACACUAACUGUUGCUUGUAUGUCGACCAAAGUGGUAAAAUUUCUGCAGAUUUGGAAGGAAUUUCAGAAGCAGACAAAAAUAUGGCAUGAGGUUCAGAAAGACAGUACUUUUUUGGAGAAACAAUCCAAUGGCAGUCAAUGGAAUGGCACUUCCAUCGACCCAGCCUGAUGCAUUAGUUUCACAAAAGCAAGGUCAAAUAUCCCACUAUUUAUGUGUUUUUGUUGCUCUCUUUUUUAAUGUUUUAUUAAAAAUUGUAUAUUUAAAAAUAUUUGCUAGUUAUAUACAUUAAUUAUGUAUUUUCUUUGCAAUUCUUUUUCACUCAGUACAACCCAAAAUUUUGGACAAACAUGAAGUAACCUUUAUACAAGUUUUUGGAUGUGUAUCUUUUAUCACAGAAUGUAUUUAUAUACAUAAAAAUAUGCAUAAAAAGUGUAGCUUUGUAGGAGACUCCCUAGCACCCAAACUUGCACAGCUUUGCAGUAGAUCAGUAUCUCGUCUCUGCAUGUGAGGUUGGCCUAAAUAACACUGGGUGACAAAUAUGCCUUUCAGACGACAACCUUGUCAGGAUUCUUGAGGAGGUUGUUGUUCUAAAAUGCCUUUUGAAGGCAAAUCAAAACAUGGGGGAGGGGAAUAAAGGACAACAUACUGGUGUUUUGCUACUUGCAGUUCCUGAGUAUUUUUUUCCUCAUUAAUUUGUGUGUGUGAGUGAAAGUAGACUCUUCUUUGAAAGUAAUCCCAUCCAAAAUCUCACUUAAAAAAAGGCAUUGGUGUUUUUCACCACCUCAUGGGAGAAAUACUCCAUGGGAAGCAUAGUGCCCAACAGUCCAUCAAAUGUUUCUCACGUUCAUCCUCAUCUGUACCCACACCUUUAUGGUGUUUUGUGUUAAAGCUUUCCUGUGCACUACCUUUUUCUUCCAAUACUUCAAGUUAAGUGUGCACUGGCAGCCCGGAAGGCCAACUGUGUUCUGGGCUGCAUUAAAAAAGGGGUGGCCAGCAGACAGAGGGAGGUGAUUGUCCCCCUCUGCUCGGCUCCUGUGAGCCCCAUCUGCAGUACUGCGUCCAGUUGCUGUAAGGGUUCAGAUACCACACCCAUAAAACGCUUCAGGAAGAAACUAUUCAGGUUAACAAAUUAAGUUUUCAACACUGGAACUUGGUCAAGAUAAAACGCAACUGGAUUAGUGCUCGAGUGCACACUCUACCAUAAAAGCAGCGUGGGCAAAACAGUAUUUUAACACUGAUAAAGAACACCAUUAUGCUGAUCUCCCAGAGGUUUUCAAACAGGAUGUGAACAAUAAGAUGACCUGUGUGACUUCACUAAAUAAUUGGACUCAAAGUACUUUGUGGAGCAUACAGCCAUACCUACAGUUCAUCUGCUCAAACUCUCACAUGACUGAUGCUCAUCGGUCAGCACACAACCCUGGGGUUUUGAGUUCCUUGUUGUCACCCAGCACAACUUUCCAGCUGCAGAGCAGUAAUUCCAGGGCUCUGCCCAUGCCAGGAAGCUGAACUUGCUGGGUUGCUUUAUGACUCAGUUACAAUCCCAUCCCUCACGGUGAAAUUCUUCAGAACUGUCAUUAUGCCCUAUUAGUCUAAUUAGGAAUCGCUUGCCAAGAACCAUGUUGGGAUGGAACCAUCAUGGGAGCGUCUGUCCCAUCACACAGCAAUUUAGAAAGAAAGCAAGUAGAUAACAAGUCUUGAGCUUUACAUGCUUUUCAGAAGACAAACUUACUUGUAAGUAAACAUGAAGAUGUGUAAGUAAGCAACAGGUGUGUAGCCACUUCCCAUUGCACCUGAAAGGAACUCAGACAAAAUCUGGAAGGUGAAUCAGCAGGUGGAGGGACAAAUCAAAUAUGAAGACUUGCCGUAUGCGAUUGUUCUACUGAGUUGCAAUGCUUUUAUUGGCUCAGAACAGCAACAGAAUCAGGGAGUCAAGGCUCAAAUAAAGCUUUAAAAACAAGGAGUAUGGCAGGAGAAUCUACUUCCGACUCCAGCAUGCAGUUGCUUCCAAGCAUUUCCAAGUCUUCUCAGCUCCUUUACUUCUCAUCUCUGAAAAUGAAAUAAGGGACUCAAAACAACCUUUAUAAACCACCACAUUAUAUAUAUAUAUAUAUUUUUUUUUUAAGUGGGAAAAGAGUUGUUAAUGUUAUGGUGAUAGGAAAAUCUCACAUGGAAAUUCAGGCAAAGCACCUCAAACAAAAGUAGAAUCAAAAGGUCCAAAUUAAAGAGAAGUUCUUAUGUUUUAGACAACAUAGUUGGACCGUGCAAUAGUUGGACCUAUUUCUUGUCCUCAAAAGUUCAUUUUAAGAGAAUUAGUUUAAACUUAAAAUUGCAGCAAUUCAUCUAGGCUUCCUUAUUCUAACACAUCAGAGGCAGGUGUGCAGAAAAAUAACCUUGCUGCAUCAGUGGUUACAGCUUAAGAAAAAUGUACACCAUCAGGCACACAAUGGUCUGAAGUGCAUCCCUUCCUGUUUAUCUACUGAAACAUAGUUUUCUCCUUGUAUGAAGCUUUUUACUGCUGAAGAGUAAAGACAGCAGCAGUGCCAUGAGUCACGCAUACGGGUAAAUUGUGUGGCAUAAGUAAUUAUUAACACCCAGGGCCAAAUUAUAUUGUAGCUGUUCAGAUGGCUACAAAAAGAGCUCAGCCUCCCCUUACUAGAAAGCGUGCAUUUUUUAAUUACAAAUCAAGAAGGCUUUUUUUUUCUUUUCUUUUUUUUUCUAGAAGGGAAGAGCAGGGUGGCACAGGGAGCGAUUUCUUUUUAGCCAGAUGAAAUAGCUGCACUUGAAGGCAGGGCUUGCAGCAGGACUCGCUGCAUUUGUUGCAUUAUAUUACCCAGGGCCUGAUGCAACUCAGCUUAAGGUAAGUUUUCUUUUUCUGUGCAAAUGAUGCCAUUCUAUUACCUCACGCUCUUCCUCUCAUCUUGCUUGCCUGUAAGGUUCCCACAACUUAAAUGAUUUCUGCAUAAGAAGCAGAAAUCCCCGCAUAACCAACAAAGGAGGGACUGUCACUGACCCAUUAGGAAGCAGUUAUUCCUGCUAUUAAGACAGCCUGCUCUGCACCACCUCUUCUCAGUUCUCAGCAAUUCUUUGUGUUUUAGAAGAAGUACAAAUUGGUUGUAUUUCUGGCAUUUCUCAGCCCUGGAUCUCCAUUCUCCCCACACAUGCUUUCCUGAUGUUAUUUCUGUACAAAUGAACACAGAAGCUUAAAUACAACUUUGGAAGUCCUCUAUAUUAAAACUAUACUGUACAGGAGUAUCGUCUAACAUGCUUCUGAUAUGCUAGUACAGAAUGAGAUUUUUCACACAUCAACAGCUCAUGUGGCAUUCCAGUUUUCACUUCAGCAACCUCAGUAACACAAGCAAGCUGCUUUCUGUUAAAUGUUUUACAUUACUACACUGCAGUACGGCAUACAACUUCAUAUAUAAUCCAAAGGUUGGUUACAGCGUAAAAUAUUGAAGUAAGUUUCCUUUAAAGCACUGAAAGUUAGAAAUAACUACAAACCAGGGGUUUUCUUCAUAAUUUUUAAUACUUUUCACUUUAAAUACUGGUUUUAAAUUUGUGAUUGUAACAUAGAAGAGCCAACUUUUAAUUUUUAAAACUUAUCAUUAGGAUCAUAAAGCUAUUAUAUAACAGUUACACUCUACACACUCAAGGUACUCAAAAAUAUGAUUCAUGUUCUGAGUCUGUAGAUGAACAGUGGCAAUUCAAAUACAGCGUUAUCUGUACAACGUGACAAAAAUACAGGUGGACAAUCUGAUUAGUUUAAAGAGAAUCUGCACAACUUCAGAUAAGCCAGCUCAGCCCAACUAAAUAAAGGUAAUUUCCCCUCAGCCCCUAAAAUGCACCGUACUUCUCACACCUAAGUUGCUCACAGUAAGUUGUUCAGUUUCCCAGACAGGCUAGCACUGACUAUUGCUCAUCCUCGCUCCCAUGAGGAGUUCUGUCAGGCUAUUUCCUUAGACUGCCAUAUCCCCAGCCCUUCACGUGGGCUCAAGUUACAGAGACAGCUAUCCUAGAGCAAAGGGCUUCUGCGAUUCUGCUAAGAAAAUCAUAGCAGUAUUCUACAGAUCCAUUGAGAGGAUGAAAAGAACAGAGUGCUCCUAAUUGUGGCAGUGUCUGGACAAGGGGUUCAGCUCUGGAGAAAUUUUAUAAAACCAUAACAGGAAGAUCCCUUCUGGAAGAAAGGCUCUGGUGCCCACUUGCACACAGGCAGUCCAACAGGCCUAAAGAAAGCUGCUUUUGUUUUUUUUUUUUUGAGGUCUUUUAAUCCUAUGCCGCAAUCUUGCAACUCCUCCCACAAUUUUAGGAAGCCUCUUUCAACACUGAUUGGGCAGGGCUAACUGCAGUGAAGUACCAGUGCCUUUAUCUAAAAGUAAAGUGUAUUCUUUACAAAGAGUAUCUGUAGUGUGAUUUUAUUUACAGAAUAGAUCACAAAAGUACAUCACAUUUAGUGCAAAUGCAACUAAUGAUAAAAGAUUUAUAUACUGCUUUGUAAACUUUCCAUUCCUUUGUAAAAUAAAGCUAUCCAAUUAAAUUAAUAAACAGUUACUCACCUGUGUUUAACAACUACUAUCAGAAAUGGCAAAUAAGGAAUUACACUCUUUUGGACAUUUUUUUUUUCUCUUUUGAAGUUCCCAUCAGCAGCUAUGGUGAAUGAAUCAUUGUUUGUUGAUUGUAAAAAGAUGAAGUACAGUUGAGGUAUAAGAAUUAUUUUUCAACAUUACUAUAUAAAAUGCUCACUGGUGAUUUAGUAAACAUGUAUAAAUUUUUGUCUCGUUUG